Molecule: messenger RNA, 3182 nt
Organism: Triticum dicoccoides
Lineage: Eukaryota; Viridiplantae; Streptophyta; Magnoliopsida; Poales; Poaceae
Product: probable alpha-glucosidase Os06g0675700
Exons: 3
Coding region: 2391-2927 (178 amino acids)
Biological process (GO): carbohydrate metabolic process
Molecular function (GO): carbohydrate binding; hydrolase activity, hydrolyzing O-glycosyl compounds
Source: RefSeq, a predicted model, not a curated record
GAAUAUCUCCAUUCCUCCGCCUCCAUCUUCUUCUCCUGCCACCGCACGGAUGCGGCCUCCUCCGCUCUCCCACGGCCAGAUCCGCCAGUGCCCUGCCGCCGGCAAGCAGAACCAGCAGGACCGUCGCGUCCAUCUCCUCUGUUUCCUUCCCAUCCUUCUCCUUUCCUCUGUCUUUCUCACCCUCACACAUCUUCUCUCUCUCUUCAGGAGCUCCCCCUGCCGCCUGGAGCUCAAGCCGCCAGCCGUCCAAGGCCUCCCCAGGAACAGAUACGCGACCACGUGCCUCAUCCUCGCACAUGCCAGGCCGCGCCACCGGAGCCCCGCCCGCAGAGGCAGUGCUCCGCCGCCCGCUGCUGUUCUUCGCGUCGCCCCGCGCUCCCGCCGCUGUGAACCGGCUCCCCUCCGCAAGUCCUCGGCAUCGCCAUCCCGCGCUGCCUGCAGUCGCGCCAAGCCUGACUCGCAACCGUGGAGCCCGAGCUCGUCAAGCGCUUCAAAUCCGCCACCGCCCCAUCUUCUUCAGGCGCUCGAGCACGAGCAUGAGCUCGCCAGCGCCCCACCUCUCUCUUCCGCUCCGUCCGCCGCCCGCGGCGCCGGGACCCAUCGCUGCCGCGCCGCCUCCGUCGAUGCAGUCAACGGUCCCAUGCCAUUGACCCCCGCCAGGGGACGACUAUUCCCUACCAUGCGUGCGCGCCCGUGCUCCAGCCCUCCCCUCCCCAUCGUGUCCGGCCUGUGCCUGGACAACGGAAACCCCCGCUGUCCGUGCGCUCCGGCCAGCUCCCCGUCGCGCCCGAGACCUCCUAGAGUCUUCAUGUCGAGGCCUUCGUUGCGACCAGCAUUUCACAUGGGUCUCCUGCCCGCCUUAGCGCGGACGCCCGCCGCGACGCCGGCGGCAAGCGGCGGCGCAUGCCCAGCGGUGGAGAACGGCGGGAUAAGCGGCGAGACGCGUGGUGCUGAGCCAGUCAAUAAGGAAUAAGGGCCGCGGGCAUAGUUUCUAACAAAUUUAGGGGGUUUUACGCAAAAACGAAACGUUUUUCCAAAGUGCCACUUAAACAGGGACUGCGGGUUAAUUUCAAAGAAAUAGAGGGGCUUUUUCGCAAAAACGCCGACGACGUACGACCAGAAGCACUCCGUGCUUUAUUAGUAGGGAAAGAUUCUCUCAUUAACAUGAGAAUUUCAAUGUUAGAUCUUAGCCGUUAUAAUUCGGACCCACCAAAUCAGUGGCCUCUAUUUUCAGAGUUUUUGUAAUUAAGGUGGGAUUUUCUAUGAAGUGCCUAAUUAGUACUAUAUAAGUAAAAACCAGUCUACUUCUUUUAUGAUUAUAAGACUGAAUCAAAAGUUUCUCCGAUUAGAUCUCAACGAUUAUAAUUCUAGGUUAGAUCUAAAUCGUUAUAAAAUCAGAUCCACCAAAUCAAUAGCCUUUAUUUUCUAAUAUUCUCUCAUUAACAUGAGAAUUUCUUUAGGAUAUCAGCAUUAAUAUACUUUCCUCGUAUGGAAAAAGCAAUAAAGCUUAACAUUGAAAUACUACCUAUGAAAAGGUAAUCUUAGGCACAUUUUAAAAUCUUUUCAAACAUUGAGGAUGACUACUAAUCUAUAUAAAGCCAAGCGUCCAAUAGUUGUUGACACUCACUUGUGUGGCACGCCAUCCUAUUGUCUAAUGGCAAUUGUAAAGCCGUCUGGUGAGCUUCUCAGGCUCCUCACCUCCCUCAUAUGCCUACUCCAUCAUAGCAACGCAGGCUAUGACGUCGAGUUGGUCCUCGGGGCGCGGAGCCUAUUAUCGACCAAUCUGAAACUUGUAGGUGGGACAACGGAGUUCGGUCCUGAUGUCAAGAGGCUCGACCUAACUGCAAGGCAAGUGUGCUUGAUCUUCAUCCUGAUCCGAAAGUUUAAUUCAUCACCUUAUCUAUACUCUUUCUGAAGUAUCAUAGGCAGGAUUGUGUUGCACUGUUCGGUUGGAGUUAUAUGGGUGUGUCUAGGGCACAUCUAGAUGUGCUCUAGUUAUUGCACAUCUAAGUGAGUGAAUCAUGCAUAAAGAGGAAAAGAAAAAAGAAAAAAAAAUAUUCACACGAAUCUCAACGUAAGAUCAAUGACAUAGGACUUAGAUGUGCAAUACUUAUGGCACAUCUAGAUGUGCUUUAGCAAAACUGGAGUUAUAUAUACACAUUAAUAGUUCUUUUAUUUUAAAAGAGGUAGUAUAGCUGACGUCUGCACAUAUUGAUGCAUACACCCUAAGCUAACCGAUUUAGUAUUAACAUGAUGGUACAAGCUAAAGACGGAUAGCCGACUCCACGUGCGCAUCACCGACGCCGACCAUCCACGAUGGGAGGUCCCCCAAGACAUCAUCCCCGCGGCCAACGUCAGUGUCAGAGGAUGUUUUGCUCGGAUCGCCAGGCAUGGACAAUGGCACCUUGCCGAGCAGCGCCACCAUCUCCAGGGUGUCUUCGGACCUGACCUUCUCCAUCCACACGAAUCCGUUCCGCUUCACCGUCUCCCGCCGCUCCACCGGUGACAUCCUCUUCGACACUUCUCCAACCCUCAUCUUCAAGGACCGGUACUUGGAGGUGACGACGGCGCUUCCAGCCGGGCGGGCAUCAUUGUACGGGUUCGGCGAGCACACGAAACGGACGUUCCGGCUCCAGCCCAAUGACACGUUCACGCUGUGGAACGAGGACCUGGAGAGGUCAGACCAACUGGACCGUAACCUCUACGGCUCGCACCCAUUCUACAUGGAUGUGCGCCCUGGCGGCAAUGCGCAUGGCGUGCUCCUCCUCAACAGCAAUGGCAUGGACAUACUGUAUGGCGGGUCCUACGUCACCUACAAGGUGAUCGGUGGCGUGCUCGACUUCUACUUCUUCACCGGCCCCUCCCCGCUUGCCGUGGUUGACCAAUACACCCAGUUCAUCGGCCGCCCUGCCCCCAUGCCAUACUAGUCAUUCGGGUUCCACCAGUGCAGGUAUGGCUACAAGAAUGUGGCUGAUCUGGAGGAGGUGGUCGCCGGCUACGCCAAGGCCAAGAUCCCACUGGAGGGGAUCUGGUCAGACAUCGACUACAUGGACGGCGGCCAGGAUUUCACGCUGGAUCUGAUCAACUUCCCGGCGAGCCGUCUCCGGCCGUUCGUCGACCGGCUCCACAGCAACGGCCAAAAGUAUGUGGUCAUCAUAGACCCGGAGAUCAAAGGACAAGCA